AUGCUGCGAAACUCGCUCGCUUCUAUCGCCAGGCAAGCUGUGGCUUCGACCUCACGAUCCGCCGGCUUCUCUACUGUCGCACGACCUGCUGCUGUCGCCACAGCACGAUCCGCUAGCAACAACGUCUUUGGCGCAGCCGUUCAGCGACGAAGCUACCACGAAAAGGUCAUCGACCACUACGAAAACCCACGCAACGUUGGCUCCUUCCUCAAGACCGAAAAGAACGUCGGUAUCGGUCUGGUCGGCGCUCCCGCCUGCGGUGAUGUCAUGAAGCUCUCCAUCAAGGUCAACGAAGACGGCAUCAUCGAAGACGUCCGUUUCAAGACGUUUGGCUGCGGCUCCGCCAUUGCCUCGUCCUCGUACAUGACUGAGCGUGUCAAGGGACUCUCGCUUGAAGAGGCUGCUAAGAUCAAGAACACCGAGAUUGCACAGGAGCUCUGCUUGCCACCCGUCAAGCUCCACUGCUCCAUGCUUGCAGAGGACGCGAUCAACGCAGCCAUCAAGAACUACAAGUCCAAGCGGGAUGCAACUGGCAACAAGAAGCAGGGCCACAUCGAGGUCGUCCAGGACGUGGCGACUGGCAACACUUCGGCCACUGCGCACGUCGGCUCUGGUACCGUGUGA
Molecule: messenger RNA, 624 nt
Organism: Pseudozyma hubeiensis SY62
Lineage: Eukaryota; Fungi; Basidiomycota; Ustilaginomycetes; Ustilaginales; Ustilaginaceae
Exons: 1
Coding region: 1-624 (207 amino acids)
Biological process (GO): iron-sulfur cluster assembly; intracellular iron ion homeostasis
Cellular component (GO): cytoplasm; mitochondrial matrix
Molecular function (GO): 2 iron, 2 sulfur cluster binding; ferrous iron binding
Source: RefSeq, a predicted model, not a curated record